AUGUACGCCCAGCGGCCUCUGGCGUAUGCUCCAACGCCUUACAGCUAUACACCAAAUACAGCCAGAUCGGCCUCUAUUAAUCUAGAUGAGGAAGUGAAACUCGCCUCGAGCUCAGCGGAACGUGAUCUCUACGAAUCGCUUGCUGAGAUCUACAGCAUAAUAGUGACGCUGGAUGGGCUAGAGAAGGCCUAUAUAAAGGAUGUGGUCACAGAGGCGGAGUACACAGAAACAUGCUCUCGACUUCUGAAGCAGUACAAGUCCAGUUUAGGUGACGACACUGUUGCGAGGGAAUUCGUCGACUUGGACACAUUCAGACAGACAUGGGGGCUUGAAUGUCCGCGUGCCACCGAGCGGCUUCGUAUCGGACUCCCCGCGACGGUCGAGCAGGCAUCGCACACUGGCCCGUCGGCCAAUAAAUCUUCGGGGGCAGCAGGCCCUCCUGCUGGAGCAUCUGGUAGUUUGAUUUUGACUGCUACGGAGAACUUCAUCACCUUCCUCGAUGCGCUCAAGUUAAACAUGGUCUCGAAGGACGCCCUUCAUCCGCUACUCUCCGAAGUUAUCCAAUCAGUUAAUAAGGUGACGGAUGCGGACUUUGAGAACCGAGGAAAGAUCAUUCAAUGGCUGAUCACAUUGAAUCAGAUGCGUGCGACGGAAGAACUGGGUGAAGAACAAGCCCGAGAGCUGGCGUUUGACAUCGAACAAGCAUACCAGGGGUUUAAGUCCACGCUGGAUUUUGAGCCCGAUGAGCCUCUCCAUGUGUUGGACCUUCCCCAGAUCUAUACGAAGCCAUCCGGCACCGAACUUCUCCAAACCCUAGCUCUCUUGACCAUAAAGCCCCGGAGCUUCGGGACCAAUGCUCAUGAACCGGUCAAAAGCCGAACAGUCGAAUCCACCGGACUGACUCAUUAUCUGACAUCCAUCGUAGCAAGCCCCCUGUCCUGGCUGGAUACGGAUGAAUUGCGGGAAGCCAUUUGGGAUGCCGCGGCUGCUCGCCUCAGUGAGAGGUCGGGUCGAACCGCAAUGCCGGCAAUGUCUCGUGUCUUUGCGGUUCCCACACCUUAUGGUCAAGAGUACACGUUGACCCUCCACGAACCCUCAUUGACGUCCGACAACCUGGGCAUGAAGACCUGGGUUUCAUCGUAUCUCCUCUCCCAGAGACUUAACUCCCUCCUCGAAUCCACCCCGCAACUCGUCCCAUCGACAGCAGACACUCCCACACCAAGCCUAGACUCUGACCGCACGCUUCGAGCUCUGGAACUAGGCGCAGGCACUGGCCUUGUCGGUCUUUCUUUCGCUGCGCUGCGCGGUAAAUCGGCAAAUAUCCAUCUUACAGACCUGCCAGAAAUCGUGCCGAACCUAUCCCAUAAUGCCGCUUUAAACGUAGAGCUUCUCAAUAAGACAGCUGCGACGGUCACAACAGGGGUCCUAGAUUGGUCUGCCUCACCUGAGACACCUCCAACUGCGGAACAACAGUACGACCUGAUCCUGGCUGCGGAUCCUCUUUAUUCUCCCGAACAUCCGCGACUGUUGGUUGAUACUAUCGCCGUUUGGCUGAGUCGCGGUCUCGAUGCCCGUGUUGUGCUUGAGAUGCCUCUGCGAGAUGCAUAUCUACCGCAGGUGCAGGAUCUUCGGCAGCGGAUGGACAAACUAGGGUUGGCGGUAGUUGAAGAGGGUGAGGAGACGGGGUAUGACGACUGGGAGACUGCAGACGGAGGCGCAGUCGUGAUAAAAAUGGUCAUCGGACUAUUAACAAUAACGGCAAUUCCAACUGUCACCGCAAUUUCCCUCGGAUGCAGCGAACAACGCAAACAGAAUCAACGACAAGAUGACGAUAAGCGCAUGGCGAAGUUCUAUACAGAUGUGGAGUGUACAGAAGACGUCGAGGAGGCUAGUGAAAUUGACGGGAAAAGGGUUGUAUUAAGAAAUAAUAAAGUCUACAUUGACGAUCCCGACCCCACGAAUCGCAAAGUCGAAGCCCACGCUGGGCAAGCAUUUUAUAUUGACUACCCAGAGCCAGAUCAUAUGAAAGACCUCAAGCGCGGCCUGGGCCUAGUAUCGUCGAUACAGGAUAAUCCACCGAUGUUAAAUUGGAUAUAUGCGGAUAAAGAUACCUUGGAAUUGAAGUAUGGGAAUAGGACGCAGAGCUGUGAACAUGUUCCCGGGCCGUGGGAUUGGAGAGAUGAGGAGACGACAGUAGUGUUGGAAAAAAGAAGAGGGUUUUUCGCCGUGAAGGAGGAGGAUGGAAGUUGGGCACUUUAUUUUGAUAGGCAUGAGGAUGAGUUACUAGGCGUUUUGGGUGAUCAGGCUAUUGUGGUUCCUGUGCGGUUAAACCGAUCUUUGGUUGAGCCGGCUCAGCCUGAUAAUGAUAAGAAGGAAGGGUCGUAG
Molecule: messenger RNA, 2385 nt
Organism: Aspergillus versicolor CBS 583.65
Lineage: Eukaryota; Fungi; Ascomycota; Eurotiomycetes; Eurotiales; Aspergillaceae
Product: S-adenosylmethionine-dependent methyltransferase
Exons: 10
Coding region: 1-2385 (794 amino acids)
Biological process (GO): protein transport to vacuole involved in ubiquitin-dependent protein catabolic process via the multivesicular body sorting pathway
Cellular component (GO): ESCRT I complex
Molecular function (GO): protein-containing complex binding
Source: RefSeq, a predicted model, not a curated record